Molecule: messenger RNA, 2938 nt
Organism: Loxodonta africana (African savanna elephant)
Lineage: Eukaryota; Metazoa; Chordata; Mammalia; Proboscidea; Elephantidae
Gene: TRMT10A
Product: tRNA methyltransferase 10A
Exons: 8
Coding region: 167-1186 (339 amino acids)
Biological process (GO): tRNA N1-guanine methylation
Cellular component (GO): nucleus; cytosol; nucleoplasm
Molecular function (GO): tRNA binding; methyltransferase activity
Source: RefSeq, a predicted model, not a curated record
GUAAGGCGUAACCGCGGUAGCCUCCAAUGUGCAGCUACCGCCCCUGACUCUGGGAGUUGAAGUUUCCGAAAGAGGACUCGUGAGCUGUAAAAACACCGCUCCAAAAGGCUUUCUGUGCGUACUCUCCCUGGCAACUCCUCAGCUAGUUUUUCAGAAGCACCAAAUUAUGUCAUCUGAAAUGUUGCCAGCCUUUACUGAGACUUGUAAUGUUGAAAGAAAGCAAAACUUAAAUGAAAAUCAAGAGCAGAGUCAGAAGCCAGGGUCAGGUGAAGGGUGUGAACCCAUAUCUAAACGACAGAUGAAGAAGCUAAUAAAACAGAAACAGUGGGAAGAACAACGAGAACUUCGCAAACAAAAGCGAAAAGAGAAACGCAAGAGAAAAAAAUUAGAGCGACAAUGUCAACUGGAAUCAAACUCUGAUGGAAAUGACAGAAAACGUAUUCGAAGAGAUGUUGUUCAGAGCACGCUCCGUCUUAUUGUUGACUGUAGUUUUGAUGACUUGAUGGUAUUAAAGGACAUUAAGAAACUUCAUAAGCAGAUUCAACGAUGUUAUGCAGAAAACCGACGAGCCUUGCAUCCUGUGCAGUUUUACUUAACCAGCCAUGGAGGUCAGCUGAAAAAAAACAUGGACGAAAAUGACAAAGGAUGGGUUAACUGGAAGGAUAUCCACAUCAAGCCAGAGCACUAUAGUGAACUCAUAAAGAAAGAAGACCUGGUAUAUCUCACAUCAGAUUCACCCAAUGUACUGAAGGAAUUAGAUGAAUCAAAGGCCUAUGUGAUUGGAGGAUUAGUAGAUCACAAUCAUCACAAGGGAGUCACAUAUAAACAAGCAUCAGAUUAUGGAAUUGAACAUGCACAGCUCCCCCUUGGAAAUUUUGUGAAGAUGAAUAGUCGAAAAGUUUUGGCAGUUAAUCAUGUGUUUGAGAUUAUUCUGGAAUACCUGGAAACAAGAGACUGGCAAGAGGCAUUUUUUACUAUCUUACCCCAGCGUAAGGGAGCUGUUCCCACAGACAAAGCCCGUGAAAGUUCCACGAGUGACAAGAAAACAGCCAGUGUUGAAGAUGGGCUGGACAGUGAUUCCAGUGAGGAGGAGUAUAGCAGAAAUGAACUAGAUUCCGCCCAUGAAGAAGAGAAGCAGGAUAAAGAAAAUAGCACGGAAUCUGCAGUGAACUCUGUAUCACACUAGUGUUAUCUCAGUUUUGUUUUUUGUUUUUUUAGUUUAAGAUUAGAAGAAAUUGAGGUUCUUUACUGAAUAUUCAGAAUUGGAAGAAAAUGAUAUUUUUAUUUUUUUUUUUUUAAUUUUACAGCUAAAUGAUAAGUCCUUUAAACUCAAGCAUUUUUUUGUAUGUGUGUGUAAAAUAAAAUAAAUGUGUGUCUUUUUAAAUUGUUUUCUAAGCCUCAGAUAAGAGUUUCUAGGGAAUUUUACUUUAUUAGUAGCCUUCAUUCUGUCUCAUUGACUGGAUUGUAUUCUUCAGAAUGUGCCUUCUGUCCUUUCAGUUUUAUUAUUUUAUGUUCAUAUCGGUGUCUUUCUGAUCUUUUACAUACUUAUCUAUAGGAGCAGAUAUUCAUAAAUCUACUAUGACUAUGAGAAUGCUCUGUUUUGGGGAUUACCCACUGUUAGCUUGCAGAUUUUACAUUCAGUGUAGUUACAUCAAAGGACUAUAGUGAUUUUAAGAAGUAUCAGAUUGACAGAUUCAGCAAUUCAUUUCUUUUGGACUGUGGAGCCCAUAUCUAUUCAUCCUUUGCUGUACAUUUUUACAGCUCUAAAACAGUCACUGAAGAGAUGAGAAUCUCUUUAAUAUAUUUUCUUUAUUCCUGAGGAGGUGGUAAAUUUUCCAAUUAUAAAAUUGAAUUUUUGCAGGCUAAAGGAUUUUAAAAGGUUACUUUUGAAGAAUAAUUUUUUUUAGCUGAAUAUAAUAAGAAAAAUUCUUAGCUAUCCUUCCAAACUUUUUAAAAAUAUCUGUUGGCACUUAAAGUGCAUAAAGUUAACUUUUUAUGUGCAUCCUUCUACUAUGAAACACGCAUAUAAUAGUAUAUACAUUAGUUUGUCCAUAUCAUGUAUGGUUCUCAGUUAUUAAUUGAUGAUAACAGGAUUAAGUUGUCAUAUAUCCAUAUUAUUGAAUGGAGGUUGUAUUGAACAACACUAAGCAAUUUGAAGUUAAUUUCGUGCAAAAAUCCAUAACUAACAUUUUUACUGAAAAGUUGGCAAGGGAGGAUGGGACUAAAAGGAGUUGUUUUAAUUACAUUGUUGUUAGUUGCUAUCAGGUCAGUUCUAACUCACGGUGACCACACGUGUACAAAGUGGAAUUACUUCAUAGGGUUUUCAAGACUGUGACCUUUUGGAAGCAGAUCAUCAGGCCUUUCAAGGAGCCUCUGGGUGGUUUUGAACCGCCAACCUUCUGGUUAGUAGUUUAGUGUUUAACCACGUGCACCAUUAUGUAGAGCAGUUAUAUUAAAGUUAUAGUGAUUAUUCUUUGUCACAGUUAAAGUAAAAUUUCAGGAAUCUUCAUUGAGUUUGGGCAAAAUAAGUUUCUGUUUUUACUCAUUGGUCUCUCAAAUUACAUGUAUAUUAAAAAGUUUAUUGAAUUUAAUGUUGAUGUUCACUGUCUUUUUGUUGCCUUAGUAAUCUAUUAGUAUACCCAUUUUAAAGUAAAGUCUGUGAGUAAGGUAUGUAAAUAAAGAAAAGCGCCUGCAAUUCUAGAGGAGCCAAGUUUAUGUCUUAAGUUGUAAAUUUCACAUUAUUCUGAGGAAAUAUGGUUUACUAACAUGAAACAGUAUGCCUUUAAUUACAUUAUUUUAUAUGAAAUAGGGCACAGUUUAAUUUUGAAAGGAGGGGAAAACUCAUUGCAGGUAUUAUGUAGUUUAAUUUUCAUUAAUUAUAAAAGAUCCAUGUCUUAUUUAGGCUGUUGAUAACAAGAAGAAGAUGACAUUCUCUUUU